GGUGGGCAGGCGGCGCGGGGAUGGAGGGCGGGUUCGGCUCCGAGUUCGGGGCCGCGGGGGGGAAGCUGGACCCGGGGCUCAUCAUGGAGCAGGUGAAGGUGCAGAUCGCCGUGGCCAACGCGCAGGAGCUGCUGCAGAGGAUGACCGACAAGUGUUUCCGGAAGUGCAUCGGGAAGCCGGGGAGCUCGCUGGAUAACUCGGAGCAGAAGUGUAUUGCCAUGUGUAUGGACCGGUACAUGGACGCCUGGAACACAGUCUCACGAGCAUACAACUCCCGGCUGCAGAGGGAGAGAGCCAACAUGUGACCGGUUUCCAGUAGCCCUGACAACAUGCUUCAAUACUGCCCCCUGCCUGGGGAGAGUGACUUGAUUCCUGGACUAGCUGGAGUGGCCCUGUGAGAAUGAAAGGAAAGGUGGUGGGAGUGAAAUCCCUGUGAUUUGGUUAAUUUGGCAUUUUCAUCAUGGUAGAGCAAUAAAGCCACAUCUGGAACCUC
Messenger RNA from Emys orbicularis (European pond turtle), 493 nucleotides. RefSeq names its product translocase of inner mitochondrial membrane 13 (gene TIMM13). The record is from RefSeq and is a predicted model, not a curated record. Lineage: Eukaryota; Metazoa; Chordata; Testudines; Emydidae. The coding region runs from base 21 to 305 and encodes 94 amino acids. The transcript has 3 exons.